Messenger RNA from Alosa alosa (allis shad), 4146 nucleotides. RefSeq names its product NACHT, LRR and PYD domains-containing protein 12-like. Gene Ontology annotation, molecular function: zinc ion binding; protein binding. NCBI's taxonomy places the organism in Eukaryota, Metazoa, Chordata, Actinopteri, Clupeiformes, Clupeidae. The record is from RefSeq and is a predicted model, not a curated record. The transcript is spliced from 15 exons.
UGAGCUACAAGGAAAUGGAUUCAACAACAACGAAUAAUAAAAACUCUAAAACCUGUGUGAAGCUGUGUAAUCUCUUCUGCGGAUCUCGAGAUACUCUCCCAGUGCUGCUAGCAUGAGUGCCUCUCAGGAGAGAGAGGAGGCUGCCAGACACAGCAUGGCUAAAGGUCGUGCAUCUAUGGCGAGUGAGAAAUCCAUGCAUGAUCGACCCAAUUUCAGUGGAGCACAGUCUGAAUCCAGAUCAAAAACACUUGGACCAAUCUCUCCAACAGAGGACUGCAUUGGUGAUCGACCCAACUCCAACAGCGACAGCCUACUGAAGAGAGUUAUAAAGAAACAUAAAGCCAGUCUAAAGAGGAAAUUUGAGAACAUAUCUGAAGGCACCAUCACAUCAGGAGCUAAGACGCUCCUGAGUAAAGUCUACACCAAACUCUAUAUCACUGAGGGAGAAAGUGAGGGGGUGAAUAAGGAGCAUGAGGUAUGGCAGGUAGAGUCAGCAUCCAGAGCACAAACUACAGAAGACACACCAAUAGACUGCAAUGACAUCUUUAAGCCCUUACCUGGACAGGAGAAACUCAUCAAAACUGUGAUGACCAAAGGUGUUGCUGGAAUUGGGAAAACAGUCUCUGUGCAGAAGUUCAUUCUUGAUUGGAUAGAUGGGAUAGCCAAUCAGGAUGUGGAUUUUAUGUUUCCCCUUCCUUUCCGUGAGCUGAAUUUGAUGAGGCAUGAUCAGUAUAGUCUUCACAGGCUCCUGCUUGACUUCCACCCUGAGUUGAAGGAGCUGAAGGAUGCUGAAGAAUAUAAAAGUUGCCAGGUUGUGUUCAUUUUUGAUGGUUUAGAUGAAAGUCGAUUACCUCUCAAUUUUGAAGCAAACAAGACGUUGUCUGUAGAACAAACAUCAUCAGUGGAUGUCCUGAUGACGAGCCUCAUAAAGGGGCAUUUGCUUCCAUCUGCACACAUCUGGAUAACAUCACGGCCAACUGCAGCAGGUCAAAUUCCUACUCAGUACAUCAACCAGGUGACAGAAGUGUGAGGAUUCAAUGACCCACAGAAGGAAGAAUACUUCAGGAAGAGAGUCAGUGAUGAGCAUCAGGCCAAAAGUAUAAUUUCACACAUAAAGGCAUCCAGAGGUCUCUACAUCAUGUGCCACAUUCCAGUUUUCUGUUGGAUUGCAGCAACUGUACUUCAGCAGAUGCUGACAAUGAAAAAGACCACAGAUAUUCCCAAGACUCUGACUGAGAUGUUCAUGCAGUUUUUACUCACCCAGACCAUCAGAAAAGACCAGAAAUUUCAACAAAUACAUGAAUCAGACACAAAACACCUCUUGAAAUCACAGAAAGAAAAUAUACUGAAGCUGGCAGAACUGGCUUUUAAGAAUCUACAGGAUGGCAAUCUCAUGUUUUAUGAGGAAGACCUGAGAAAGUGUGACAUUGAUGUCACUGAAGCCUCAGUGUACUCUGGCAUGUGCACUGAGAUCUUCAAGGAAGAAUGUGUGCUUCACCAGAAUAAGGUCUACAGCUUUGUGCAUCUGAGCAUCCAGGAGUUUAUGGCAGCUAUGUUUGUGUUUCACUCCUUUGUGACUAAAAACCUUGACCCACUGCAAUGCAUCCUCGGUGAGAAACAGAGAAAUGACCCCAGGUCAUAUCAUCAAUCGGUGCAAAACUUAAAACCACAAGAUAUUCAUGUGUUGCUGAACAAGACAGUGGAUGAGGCUUUGAGAAGCAGGAAUGGACAUUUGGACCUUUUCCUUCGCUUCCUAACAGGCAUUUCUCUGGAGAGCAAUCAGAGACUUCAGCAGGGUUUGCUGACCCAAACAUACAGCACUUCCAGCAGCAUCAAGAAAACAUGUCAGUACAUUAAGAGCCUCAACAGAAAAGAUCUCUCUCCUGAAAGAUGUAUUAAUCUUUUCCACUGCUUGUUAGAAAUUAAUGAUCAUUCCAUGCAAAAGGAAAUUCAGAAAUACCUGAAAUCUAAUAAGGGCACGAAGCAGAACUUAUCUCCAGCUCACUGUUCAGCACUGGCCCACAUGUUUUUGAUGUCUGAAGAAGACCUCGACACGUUUGACAUGGGGGCCUACAACACAUCAUUCGAGGGACGCAGGAGAUUGAUCCCAGCUAUGAGGGGCUUCAAAAAGGCUAGAAUCGCUGGAUUUCCACUCAGUGAAACAACCUGUGAAAUAGUGGCCUCAAUUCUCAAGUCACCAAACUCUCUGAUCGAGAUAGACCUGAGUGACUGUGACCUGGGAGAUCAUGGAGUUCAGAUUCUCUCGGAAGGGCUCUCUAGUUCCCACUGCAAACUGCAGACAUUAAGGCUGCCUGGUAAUCUCAUCUCUGAGAACAGUUGCAAUGAUCUGGUAAUAGCUCUGACUUCAAAUGCCUCCCAAAUAAAAGAGCUGGAUCUGAGUUAUAAUCAUCCUGGAGAACCAGGACUGACACUGUUAUCUAUGCAAGUAGAGACACUUAAUGCUGAAUACUGUUCAAGGCUCAGAUUGAAAGAAGGUGUGCAGAAAUAUAUCAGUUAUCUCACCCUAGACCCAAACACAGCACACAAAAGAGUCUCCCUUUCUGAGUGCAAGAGAAAAGCAGCAUUUGUGGAAGUGGAGCAACCGUAUCACGAACACCCAGAGAGAUUUCGCUUUGCGUCUCAGAAGUUCUGGGAGAGCAAAGGAUCCAGGGAAUGUCCCAUCUGCAGGAUGAAGUCAUCAAAGGACCCCCACCCUAACUUGGCUCUAAGGAACCUGUGUGAGAUCUACCUACAGGAGAGAGGUAAGAGAACUUCAGCAGGAUCUGAGGUGCUCUGCAGUCUGCACAGUGAGAAAAUCAAGCUCUUCUGUCUGGAGGAUAAACAGCCUGUUUGUGUGGUGUGCAGAGACUCAAAAACACACAAACACCACAACUUCAGUCCCAUCAGUGAGGCUGUACAAGAUGUUAAGGAGGACAUCAACCUCAAACUGGAGGCUUUAAGAACAAAACUAAAUGCCUUUGAAAAAGCUAAACUCAUAUGUGACCAAACAGCAGCCCACGUUGAGACUCAGGCCCAGCACACAGAGAAGCAGAUCAAGGAGGAGUUUGCGAAGCUUCACCAGUUUCUACUAGAUGAAGAGGCAGCCAGGAUAGCUGCACUGAGGGAGGAAGAGGAGCAGAAGGGUCAGAUGAUGAAGGAGAAGAUUGAGAAGAUGAGCAGAGAGAUUUCAUCUCUUUCAGACACAAUCAGAGCUAUAGAGGUAGAGAUGGGAGCUGAUGAUGUCACAUUCCUGCAGAACUACAAGAGCACAGUGGAAAGAGCCCAAUUCACACUGCAGUGUCCAGAGAGGGUUUCAGUAGCUCUGAUCAAUGUGGCCAAGCAUCUGGACAACCUGAAGUUCAGAGUCUGGGAGAAGAUGCAGGAGACUGUCCAAUACACUCCUGUGACUCUGGAUCCCAACACUGCAAAACCCAAUCUCAUCCUGUCUGAGGAUUUGACCAGUGUGAGACGUGGUGAUGAGGAGCAGCAGCUUCCUGAUAACCCAGAGAGAUUUGAUCACUAUCACAGUGUCCUGGGCUCUGAGGGCUUUAACUCAGGGACUCACUGCUGGGAUGUGGAGGUUGGGGAGGACACAUGGAUUGUGGGUGUGAUGGCAGAGUCUUCCCAGAGGAAGGGAAAAUUUCAGGCCAUUCCUGGUUUAUGGUGUCUUCAAUAUGAAAAGGGUGAAUAUCGAGUCGGGUCUGCACGCACUUCCACUCGCCUCACAGUGCAGCAGAAACUCCAGAGGAUCAGAGUGCAGCUGGAAUGGGACAGAGGAAAGCUGUCAUUCUCUGACCUUGAUCAUAACACACACCUACACACUUUCACACACACUUUCACUGAGAGAAUGUUUCCGUUUUUUAAUAGUGUGUGUCCUCUGAGGAUCUUACCAGCUUCCAUAAAAGUAGAGCAGCACAGAUGCAGCUUAUCUGAACCAGGACUUUUCAGACAUGCUAUGUCUGCAUUCAGGCUCUGAGAAAUGUAGUCAGAUGGAUAUAUGCAAUCUGAGGAAGAGUGAUAGAAAGGGGAUGUGAUUUACCUUCAAGUUGUAUAGGUUAAUAGGGAGAUAUAUAUUUCCUAUUUCCAAUAUGAUUCAUGCAACACAUAUGCUCACCAUUUGUACGCUUUAUAUACCAAGUGAAUUAU